ACCCGAUGCCAGCGGCCACGUCAGGACACUCGUUUCGUCACAGCAGGGCUCGUGGGUGGUGGUGUUUCAUGAGCCCCCUGUUACUCAGCUACAGGGACCUCAUGGGUCGUCCUACCACUGCCGCUUCUUCGUCCUGCCCUGCUGCUUCUUCGGCUUUGUGGGGAAGUACCCCCGUCGGCAGAGCCAGAAGACGCAGUACCGCGAGUACCUGGAUUUCAUCAGGGAGGUGGGGCUGGCCUGCGGCUUCCACGUGGAGGAGGACUGCCUUCGGAUCCCUUCAACCAAAAGGGUCUGCCUCGUUGGCACGUCCAGGACGUACCCGCCCGCCAGGGAGGCCUCUGUGGACGAGCACAGGACUCGGUACAUCCACAGCCAGAGGAGUCCCAGGGGCCGUCCCCCCAGGGCACAGGACCAGGCUGGCCCCCAGGACGCCGGGGCUGCGGCCGAGCCCGUGCCCGCUGAGGUCCCGGCGGAAGGACUCUGGCUGCCAGGGUUCCAGCCUCGAGCGAAAGUGGAGCGCGUGAGGAACGCUACCAGUCUCCCUCACGACGUCACCGACCAGGCGGUUCUGCAAGUGGCACGUCUGCUGUUGGGCGGGAAGCAGUUACGCAGCGGAGGGAGCACUCAGGAUGCCGCUGGGAAGGCCUGGGACCGAGGAGGUGAAGUCCCACACCUGGGGGACACACGCUGA
Molecule: messenger RNA, 691 nt
Organism: Orycteropus afer afer
Lineage: Eukaryota; Metazoa; Chordata; Mammalia; Tubulidentata; Orycteropodidae
Source: RefSeq, a predicted model, not a curated record